Myxocyprinus asiaticus (Chinese sucker) is the source of this 951-nucleotide messenger RNA. RefSeq names its product trypsin-3-like. Gene Ontology annotation, molecular function: serine-type endopeptidase activity. The transcript has 5 exons. The record is from RefSeq and is a predicted model, not a curated record. Lineage: Eukaryota; Metazoa; Chordata; Actinopteri; Cypriniformes; Catostomidae. Gene Ontology annotation, biological process: proteolysis. Bases 91 to 831 code for a protein of 246 amino acids.
GUUCUUGAGAUUUAUCUCAAGCUUUGGAGUAGGUUAGGUAUAUAAAGUGGGUCUGUGGCUAUCCAAGUCAUCAACCAGGGCAGGAAAACCAUGAAGGCUCUCAUUCUUUUAGGCCUGUUUGCUGUGGCAUAUGCCGCUCCUCUUGAUGAGGAUGAUAAAAUUGUCGGUGGAUUCGAGUGUACUAAGAAUGGUGUUCCAUACCAGGUUUCUCUGAAUAGCGGAUACCACUUUUGUGGUGCCUCUCUGAUCAACAACCUCUGGGUCGUGUCUGCUGCUCACUGUUACAAGUCCCGUGUCCAGGUUCGUCUUGGUGAGCAUAAUAUUGAUGUUACCGAGGGCACUGAGCAGUUCAUCGACUCUGCCAAAGUCAUCAGGCACCCUAGUUACAACAGCAACAAUCUGGACAAUGACAUCAUGCUGAUCAAACUGAGUCGAGCUGCUACUCUGAACAGUUAUGUUCAGUCUAUUGCUUUGCCUUCAAGUUGUGCUGCAUCUGGUACUGAAUGCCUGAUCUCUGGAUGGGGUAACAUGAGCGCGAGUGGAAGCAACUACCCCAGUCGUCUGAUGUGCCUGCGGGCUCCUAUCCUGAGUGACACCACCUGCAGAAAUGCCUACCCAGGUCAGAUCACCUCCAACAUGUUCUGUGCCGGCUACAUGGAGGGAGGCAUGGACUCCUGCCAGGGUGACUCUGGUGGUCCAGUGGCAUGCAACAAUGUGCUCCAGGGUAUUGUUUCCUGGGGCUAUGGCUGUGCCCAGAGGAACAAACCUGGAGUCUAUACCAAGGUUUGCAACUAUACCACUUGGAUCAGAAACACCAUUAACUCCAAUUAAUCAAAUCCAAUUAAUCAUCAAAGAUGUUACCAAAACCAUACCAUUCUAGUAUUGGUCCAUACUGCCACACAGUCAAUAUCACAUGACUAGCCAAAUAAAUGUUUGAGUUAAAACUACAAA